Messenger RNA from Rhinolophus ferrumequinum (greater horseshoe bat), 10627 nucleotides. RefSeq names its product mucin 5AC, oligomeric mucus/gel-forming (gene MUC5AC). The transcript has 50 exons. Lineage: Eukaryota; Metazoa; Chordata; Mammalia; Chiroptera; Rhinolophidae. The record is from RefSeq and is a predicted model, not a curated record. Bases 24 to 10304 code for a protein of 3426 amino acids. Gene Ontology annotation, cellular component: extracellular matrix. Gene Ontology annotation, molecular function: protein binding.
GACUUCUCCCCUCCCUCCACACGAUGGGUGUCGGCUGGAGGACGCUGGCCCCGCUCUGGGCCCUGGCUCUUGCCCUGGCCUGCGCCCAGCACACAGGCGGAGCCCAGGAUGGCUCUGUGGAGUCAGCCUAUGAGCACCAGGACCUCCCGCUCAACCCCCAGGGGCCCGACGCCCACCCUGUCCUCGGAGUGACCAUCCUCCCGCCUCAGAGGACCACCCCCGUGGUGCGAGCCCUGAACCCGGCACACAAUGGGCGGGUGUGCAGCACAUGGGGCAACUUCCACUACAAGACCUUCGACGGGGACGUCUUCCGCUUCCCGGGACGCUGCAACUACGUCUUCUCUGCACACUGUGGCGCCACCUACGAGGACUUCAACAUCCAGCUCCGCCGUGGCCUGGGCUCCAAUGCCACCGUGCUGAGCCGAGUCACCAUGAAGCUCAGUGGCGUGGUCGUUGAGCUGACCAAGGACUUUGUCCUGGUCGAUGGGCACCCAAUUCAGCUGCCCUUCAGCCGGUCCGGAGUCCUUGUUGAGCACAGCAGCAGCUACUUGAAGGUGGUGGCCAGGCUGGGCCUGGUCUUCAUGUGGAACCAAGACGACAGCUUCCUGCUCGAGCUGGAUACCAAAUACGCCAACCAGACCUGCGGGCUCUGCGGAGACUUCAACGGUGUCCCCGUCUUCAACGAGUUCCUCUCCCACGACGUCAAGCUGACCCCCAUCGAGUUUGGGAACCUGCAGAAGAUGGAUGGCCCCACGGAGCAGUGUCAGGACCCCGUGCUCCCUGCACCCCCGAUGAACUGCUCCACCGGCAAUGGCAUCUGCGAGGAGAUCCUCAGCGGGAAGCUGUUCCUGGGCUGUAACCCCCUGGUGGACGCCAGCAGCUACGUGGACGCCUGCCGGCAAGACCUCUGCCUCUGCGAGCACACUGACCUAACCAGCUGCAUCUGCCACACCCUGGCCGAGUACUCCCGCCAGUGUGCCCACGCUGGGGGGCUGCCCCUGGACUGGCGGGGCCCUGACCUGUGCCCCCAGACGUGUCCCUUCAACAUGCAAUACCGCGAGUGUGGCUCCCCCUGUGCCGACACCUGCUCCAACCUGGAGCACUCCCAGCUCUGCGAGGACCACUGUGUGGCCGGCUGCUUCUGCCCCAAGGGGAUGGUGUUUGAUGACAUCAACCAGACUGGCUGCGUCCCUGUGUCCCAGUGCCCCUGUGUGUACAACGGGGUCACCUACGCUCCAGGGGCCGUCUACUCCACAGACUGCACCAACUGCACCUGCUCCGGAGGCCAGUGGAGCUGCCAGGAGGUUCCAUGCCCGGGCACCUGCUCGGUGCUGGGAGGCGCCCACUUCUCCACGUUCGACGAGAAGCUGUACACAGUGCAUGGGGACUGCAGCUACGUGUUGGCCAAGCCCUGUGACAGCAGUGCCUUCACCGUGCUGGCCGAGCUGCGCAGGUGUGGCCUGACGGACAGCGAGACCUGCCUAAGGAGCCUGACGCUAAGUCUGGGUGGGGGCCAGACGGUCGUCGUGGUCAAGGCCAGUGGGGAGGUGUUUGUGAACCAGAUCUACACCCAGCUUCCCGUCUCGGCAGCCAACGUCACACUCUUCAGACCCUCGACCUUCUUCAUCAUCGCCCAGACCAACCUGGGUCUGCAGGUGGACAUCCAGCUGGUACCCAUCAUGCAGGUGUUCGUGAGGCUGGCACCUGAGUUCCGGAGCCUGAUGUGUGGUCUUUGCGGGAACUUCAACCAGAACCAGGCCGACGACUUCCGGACCCUCAGCGGCGUGGUGGAGGGCACCGCCGCGGCCUUUGCCAACACCUGGAAGACCCAGGCCGCCUGCCCCAAUGUCAAGAACAGCUUCGAGGACCCCUGCUCCCUCAGCGUGGAGAACGAGAAGUUUGCUCAGCACUGGUGCUCAUGGCUGACGGACCCGCAAGGCCCGUUCACCCAGUGCCACGCCGCCGUGAACCCUGGCACCUACUACUCGAACUGCCUGUUCGACACGUGCAACUGUGAGAAGAGCGAGGACUGUCUGUGUGCGGCGCUGUCCUCCUACGUGCGGGCCUGUGCGGCCAAGGGCGUGCUGCUCAGCAGCUGGAGGGACGGCGUCUGCACGAAGCCCAUGGACACCUGUCCCAACUCGAUGACCUACCAAUACCACAUCAGCUCCUGCCAACCCACCUGCCGGGCCCGGAGUGACCAGGAUGUCACCUGUGGCGUCAGCUUUGUGCCCGUGGAUGGCUGCACCUGCCCUCAGGGCACCUUCCUGGACGACAUGGGCAAGUGUGUGCCAGCCAUCAGCUGUCCCUGCUACCACGGGGACACCGUGAUCCCCAACGGGGAGUCGCUGCAUGAGCGUGGGGCUGUCUGCACCUGCACGCAGGGCACACUGACCUGCAUCGGAGGCCCCGCCCCCGCCCCAGUCUGCGCCCCCCCCAUGGUUUACUCCGACUGCCGCAAUGCCACGCCUGGGGACGCCGGAGCUGGCUGCCAGAAGAGCUGCCACACCCUGGACAUGGACUGUUACAGCCCCCAGUGUGUGCCCGGCUGCGUGUGUCCUGAUGGGCUGGUGGCCGACGGUGAAGGUGGCUGCAUUGCUUCGGCUGACUGUCCCUGUGUGCACAACGGGGCCAGCUACCAGGCCGGCCAGACCAUCCGUGUGGGCUGCAACACCUGCACCUGUAAGAGCAGGAUGUGGCAGUGCACGGAGGAGCCCUGCCUGGCCACCUGCGCCGUGUAUGGGGACGGUCACUACUUCACCUUCGACGGGCAGCGCUACAGCUUCAAUGGGAACUGCGAGUAUACACUGGUGCAGGAUCACUGUGGUGGGAAUGGCAGUGCCCAGGACGCCUUCCGCGUCGUCACUGAGAACGUCCCCUGUGGCACCACGGGGACCACCUGUUCCAAGGCCAUCAAGAUCUUCCUGGGGAGCUAUGAGCUGAAGCUGAGUGACGGGAAAGUGGAAGUGAUCGAGAAGGGUGCAGGGCAGGAGGUGCCCUACUCCAUCCGCCAGGUGGGCAUCUACCUGGUGGUGAACACCGACGCCGGCCUGACGCUGCUGUGGGACAAGAAGACCAGCAUCUUCCUGAGACUCGGUCCCGAGUUCAAGGGGAGGGUCUGCGGGCUCUGCGGGAACUUUGACGACAACGCCGUCAACGACUUCACCACACGGAGCCGGUCUGUGGUGGGUGACGUGCUGGAGUUUGGCAACAGCUGGAAGUUCUCCCCGUCCUGCCCGGACGCCCCGGCCCCCCGGGACCCCUGCACCGCCAACCCGUCCCGCAAGUCCUGGGCCCAGAAGCAGUGCAGCAUCAUCACCGGCGCCGCCUUCACCGCCUGUCACGCCCACGUGGAGCCAGCCAAGUACUACGAAGCCUGCGUGACUGACGCAUGUGCCUGUGACUCGGGGGGUGACUGCGAGUGUUUCUGCACCGCUGUGGCCGCCUACGCCCAGGCCUGCCACGAGGUGGGCGUGUGCGUGUCCUGGCGCACUCCGGACGUCUGCCCCCUGUUCUGUGACUACUACAACCCCGAGGGCCAGUGUGAGUGGCACUACCAGCCCUGUGGGGCGCCCUGCCUGAGGACCUGCCGGAACCCCCGCGGCCAGUGCCUGCAGGACGCACGAGGCCUGGAAGGCUGCUACCCCAACUGCCCGCCAGAGGCCCCCAUCUUCGACGAGGACCAGAUGCAGUGCGUGGCCACGUGCCCAAUCCCGACCCUGCCACCACCCUGCCAAGUCCGGGGCAAGACCUACCUGCCAGGGGCGGUGGUGCCCUCAGAUGAGAACUGCCACUCCUGCGUUUGCACCGAGAGUGGCGUGCAGUGCACCUACGACACCGAGGCCUGUGUCUGCACCUACAACGGGCAGCGUUUCCGUCCCGGGGACAUCAUCUACCACACGACGGACGGAACAGGCGCCUGCAUCUCCGCCCACUGUGGGGCCAACGGCACCAUCGAGAGGAGGGUCCACACCUGCAGUCCUACCACCUCUGUCCCCCACACCACCUUCUCCUUCUCUACACCCCCAAUUGUCGUGAGCUCAACGGGUCCGCCUGGCACGCACCUCAGCCCCACCACGAGCCGACCGCACACGGACAUCCUGAGCAGAGCCCCUUCCACGGCCACGGGCACAUGGCCCUGGCCGGCGCCUUCAACCGCCUCCGUCUCUCCCCAGCCUGGCUGUGGGGAGGAAUGCCAGUGGUCACUAUGGCUGGACAUAAGCCAUCCAGGACGGGGCAUCGACAGUGGUGACUUUGACACACUGGACAACCUCCGUGCCCACGGGUACCAAGUGUGCCAAGCACCGCGGGCGGUGGAGUGCCGAGCCGAGGAUGCCCCCGACGUGCCACUCCAAGCCCUAGGGCAACACGUCGAGUGCAGCCCCACGGUGGGGCUGAUCUGUUACAACAGGGACCAGGUUUCGGGGCUCUGUGACAACUACCAGAUUAGGGUCCUGUGCUGCUCCCCCCGUGCCUGCCCCACCUCCAGUAGUCCAGCCCAGACCACCCCUCCAGAAACUUACAGGACAAGUACCAUGACACCCACCCCAGCUACCACUACACCUGUCCCAGCUACCACGACACCCACCCCAGGCACCACUACGCCUGCUCCAGGUACCACGACACCCACCCCAGCUACCACUACGCCUGCUCCAGGUACCACGACACCCACCCCAGCUACCACUAUGCCUGUCCCAGGUACCUCCACAACCAUGAAAGCAACUCUCUCCACCCCUAGCCCAACGCCAGUUUCAACGACAGCUUCAACCAUAACCUCUGUGUCUACCACCACCCCGGAGCCACCCUCACCUGAGCCCAGUGAGGUCUCCUGUUUAAAAAAGUCAUGCAGCUGGACUGACUGGAUCGAGAGCAGCUAUCCUGGGCCUGACAUAAACAGCGGAGAUUUUGACACUUUUCAGAAUUUGAGAUCCAAAGGGUAUAAAUUCUGUGAAAGGCCCAGCAAGGUAGAGUGCAGGGCAGAGCGCUUCCCCAACACGCCACUGGCGGAGCUGGAGCAGGAUGUGCUCUGCAGCGACACGGUGGGACUCAUAUGCCUGAACAGGAACCAGCUGCCCCCCAUCUGCUACAACUACCAAAUCCGGAUCCAGUGCUGUGAGUGGGUGGACACGUGCAGAGGCAGGACCACCCUGCCCGCAACAUCUGAGGCCACACACUCGACCUCACAUGAAACCAGAACCCAAACAAGCGCCACCAGGACCACUGCAGUCCCCUGGACCUCCACACGACACAGCAGUGCCAGCUCAGCACAUGUGUCCCCAUCUACCAGGAUCAAACCCAGCACACAUGUUGUCACCCCACCCAGGACCACCACCUGCCAGCCACAGUGCACGUGGACCAACUGGUUCGACGUGGACUUCCCAUCGCCCGGGCCCCACGGAGGAGACCUGGAAACAUACAGCAACAUUGUCAGAAGUGGAGAGAGAAUCUGCCGCCGGCCCGAGUACAUCACUCACCUGGAGUGCCGAGCCGAGAACCACCCCGACGUCAGCAUCGAGAGGCUGGGCCAGGUGGUGGAGUGCAACCCCGACGUGGGCCUGGUGUGCCACAACCGGGACCAGACGGGCAGGUUCCAGAUGUGCCUCAACUACGAGAUCCGUGUGCUGUGCUGCGAGCCCCGAGAAGGCUGCCCUACCUUCCAACCUGUCACAGUACCCAGCACCCCAAGUGUGAGGAUCACCAGCCCUACUGAGACCACCUUCCACAUGGGCACAUCCAGGACAACCUCUGUGCCGAAAACCAGGACAACCUCUGUGCCAGAGACCAGCACAACCUCUGUACAGAAAAGCACAGCAACCUCUGUGCCGAAAACCAGUGCAACCUCUGUGCCAAAAACCAGCACAACCUCUGUGCCGAAAACCAGCGCAACCUCUGUGCCGAAAACCAGUGCAACCUCUGUGCCAAAAACCAGCACAACCUCUGUGCCGAAAACCAGUGCAACCUCUGUGCCAAAAACCAGCACAACCUCUGUGCAGAAAACCAGUGCAACCUCAGCUCCUACAACCAGCACCACCUCGGCAGCCACAACCACCACAACCCCUGUUCCUACAGCUGAGACAACCCACCCCACACCUGGGACCACGACCUGCCAGCCACAGUGCACCUGGACCAACUGGUUCGACGUGGACUUCCCGUCUCCCGGGCCCCACGGAGGAGACCUGGAAACAUACAGCAACAUUGUCAGAAGUGGAGAGAGAAUCUGCCGCCGGCCCGAGUACAUCACUCACCUGGAGUGCCGAGCCGAGAACCACCCUGACGUCAGCAUCGAGAGGCUGGGCCAGGUGGUGGAGUGCAACCCCGACGUGGGCCUGGUGUGCCACAACCGGGACCAGACGGGCAGGUUCCAGAUGUGCCUCAACUACGAGGUCCGUGUGCUGUGCUGCGAGCCCCGAGAAGGCUGCCCUACCUUCCAACCUGUCACAGUACCCAGCAUGCCAAGUGUGAGGAUCACCAGUCCUACUGAGACCACCUUCCACAUGGGCACAUCCAGGACAACCUCUGUGCCGAAAACCAGGACAACCUCUGUGCCAGAGACCAGCACAACCUCUGUACAGAAAAGCACAGCAACCUCUGUGCCGAAAACCAGUGCAACCUCUGUGCCAAAAACCAGCACAACCUCUGUGCCGAAAACCAGUGCAACCUCUGUGCCAAAAACCAGCACAACCUCUGUGCCGAAAACCAGUGCAACCUCUGUGCCAAAAACCAGCACAACCUCUGCGCAGAAAACCAGUGCAACCUCAGCUCCUACAACCAGCACCACCUCGGCAGCCACAACCACCACAACCCCUGUUCCUACAGCUGAGACAACCCACCCCACACCUGGGACCACGACCUGCCAGCCACAGUGCACCUGGACCAACUGGUUCGACGUGGACUUCCCGUCUCCCGGGCCCCACGGAGGAGACCUGGAAACAUACAGCAACAUUGUCAGAAGUGGAGAGAGAAUCUGCCGCCGGCCCGAGUACAUCACUCACCUGGAGUGCCGAGCCGAGAACCACCCUGAUGUCAGCAUCGAGAAGCUGGGCCAGGUGGUGGAGUGCAACCCCGACGUGGGCCUGGUGUGCCACAACCGGGACCAGACGGGCAGGUUCCAGAUGUGCCUCAACUACGAGGUCCGUGUGCUGUGCUGCGAGCCCCGAGAAGGCUGCCCUACCUUCCAACCUGUCACAGUACCCAGCACCCCAAGUGUGAGGAUCACCAGUCCUACUGAGACCACCUUCCACAUGGGCACAUCCAGGACAACCUCUGUGCCGAAAACCAGCCCAACCUCAGCUCCUACAACCAGCACCACCUCGGCAGCCACAACCACCACAGCCCCUGUUUCUAUAGCUGAGACCACCCACCCCACACCUGGGACCACGACCUGCCAGCCACAGUGCACCUGGACCAACUGGUUCGACGUGGACUUCCCGUCUCCCGGGCCCCACGGAGGAGACCUGGAAACAUACAGCAACAUUGUCAGAAGUGGAGAGAGAAUCUGCCGCCGGCCCGAGUACAUCACUCACCUGGAGUGCCGAGCCGAGAACCACCCCGACGUCAGCAUCGAGAAGCUGGGCCAGGUGGUGGAGUGCAACCCCGACGUGGGCCUGGUGUGCCACAACCGGGACCAGACGGGCAGGUUCCAGAUGUGCCUCAACUACGAGAUCCGUGUGCUGUGCUGCGAGCCCCGAGAAGGCUGCCCUCUGACCUCCGUGACCCCCACAGCAGAGUCUGCCUCCACGAUUCCUACCGUGACGUGGGCAGCGCCGUCCACCCCCAUAUGCUACUGCAGCGUGUCUGACCAGCUCUACCCUGCAGGAUCCAUCAUAUACCAACAGACAGACCUGGCUGGCCACUGCUAUUACGCUGUGUGCAGCCUGGACUGCCAUGUGGUCAGGCAGACCGGCCAGGCCUGCCCCAGCAGCGCGCCGCCUCCCACCACGGCGACCUCCCCGCCUGGGUCCUCCCCUUCGGCCCCCGUGCCCGUCACUCAGGAGGGAUGCCCAAAUGCCGUCCCGCCAAGAAUGAAAGGAGAGACCUGGGCCAUGCCCAACUGCUCUCAGGCCACCUGUGAGGGCAACAACGUCAUCACCCUGCAGCCGCGCCCGUGCCCGCAGUUGCAGGAGCCAACCUGCGCCAACGGCUACCCCGCCCUGAAGGUGGCAGACGAGGACGGCUGUUGCAUGCAUUACCAGUGCCAGUGCGUGUGCAGCGGCUGGGGUGACCCCCACUACAUCACCUUUGACGGCACCUACUACACGUUCCUGGACAACUGCACCUACGUGCUGGUGCAGCAGGUGGUGCCCGUGUACGGCCACCUGCGCGUGCUCAUCAACAACUACUUCUGUGACGCUGAGGACGGGCUGUCCUGCCCGCAGUCCAUCAUUGUCGAGUACCAGCAGGACCGUGUCACGCUGACCCGCAAGCCAGUGCGAGGGCAGAUGACCAAUGAGAUCGUCUUCAACAGCAAAGUGGUGAGCCCCGGCUUCCAGAAACGUGGCAUCGUUAUCUCCCAAGUCGGCAUCAAGAUGUACGUGACCAUCCCCGAGAUUGGCGUCCAGGUCAUGUUCAGCGGCCUCAUCUUCUCGGUGCAGGUGCCCUUCAGCAAGUUCGCCAACAACACGGAGGGGCAGUGCGGCACCUGCACCAAUGACCAAAAGGACGAGUGUCGCCUCCCUGGGGGAGCAGUGGUGACCUCCUGCUCUGACAUGUCCGGCCACUGGAAGGUGACCGAUCCCAACCAGCCAUCCUGCUACGGGCCUCCCCCGACACCCACUGCAGUCGGGCCCACGACCCCGCCUGCCCCAUGCCCGCCCUCGCCAAUCUGCCAGCUGAUCCUGAGCGAGGUCUUCGAGAUGUGCCAUGCCGUGAUCCCCCCCGGGCCGUACUACCAAGGCUGUGUCUUCGACCAGUGCCACAUGACCACCAGCUCGGACGUGGUGUGCUCCAGCCUGGAGCUGUACGCCUCGCUCUGUGCGUCCCACGGCGUGUGCAUUGACUGGAGGGGCCAGACCAACCACACGUGCCCCUUCACCUGCCCGGCUGACAAGGUUUACCGGCCCUGCGGCCCCUCCAACCCCCCCACCUGCUAUGGCAGCGACAGCACCAGCCUUGUGGCCCUUGAGGAUGCCGGCCCUGUCACAGAGGGUUGCUUCUGUCCAGAGGACAUGACACUUUUCAGCACGACCAUGGACAUCUGCGUGCCCACAGGCUGUCCCAGGUGCAUGGGGCCCCACGGGGAGCCUGUGGAGCCGGGCCACACUGUCCACAUCGACUGCCAGGAGUGCACCUGUGACGGCAGCACUCGGAGUCUGAGCUGCCGGCGGCAGCCCUGCCCCCUGCCCCCCACCUGCCCCGAGCCCGGAUCCGUGCCUGUGCCUGUGGCCCCACAGGCAGGCCAGUGCUGUCCCCAGUACCACUGCGCCUGCAACGCCAGCUACUGCCCGCCACCUGCAGACUGUCCUGAGGGCUCCCACCAGGUCCUGACCUACAAAGAGGGGGCCUGCUGCCCCAGCCAAAAGUGCAGCUGGACCGUCUGCAGUGUGAAUGGCACCUUGUACCAGCCUGGGGCCGUGGUCUCCUCAAGCCCAUGUGAAACGUGCAGAUGCGAGGUGCUCGGCGGUGCCCAGUCGGACAGGUUCAUGAUCAGCUGUGAGACCCAGACCUGCAACACUCACUGCCCCGUGGGCUUCGAGUACCAGGCGCAGAGCGGGCAGUGCUGUGGGCUGUGUGUGCAGGUGGCCUGUGUCAUGAACACCAGUGACACUGCUGCCCACCUCUUCUAUCCUGGUGAGUCCUGGUCAGACCCUGGAAACCCCUGUGUGACACACGAGUGUGAGAAGCACCAGGAUGGGCUUGUGGUGGUGACCACGAAGCAGGCAUGCCCCCCACUCCGCUGUCCUGCGGACCAGGCUCGGCUGAGCGACGAUGGUUGCUGCCUCCUCUGUCCCCAGCCUCAGCCCCAGAACCAGUCCACGUGCGCUGUCUACUACCAGCAGCAGGUCAUCCAGCUACAGGGCUGCAGCUCCAUGGAGCCCGUGCGCCUUGCAUACUGCCAGGGCAACUGUGGGGACACCACCUCCAUGUACUCGCUGGAAGCCAACGCGGUUCAGCACAGGUGCAGCUGCUGCCAGGAGCUGCGAGCCUCGCUGCGCAAUGUGACCCUCAGCUGUGCCGAUGGCUCCCGCCGCGCCUUCAGCUACACCCAGGUGGAGGAGUGCGGCUGCGUGGGCCUGCAGUGCGACCCCCACGGUGACCCCGAGCGCGGCCACUGGAGCAGGGGGGCCCGCGCCCCGCCACUCGCCUGAGAGACAGCCUCCCUCCCAGACAGACAGCUGAAUUCCCUGCAGCCCAGCUUCCCAGGCCAGGACCCUGAGCCCUGGUCCCGGUGGCCCAAGUCCAGGAUGCAUGGUCACCCACCUCUUCCCUCUCCAGUGUCCAGCCUGGGAGGGCGGGCAGGUGGGCGCUCCUCCCAGACUUAAGCAUUGGGUGGGGUCUUAUCAAUGACUGUCACCUGGACGUGCAGUGGGCAGCUCGGCCGGCCACCGGGAGGCAUAGCCUCAUCCUACCUCCACCCUGGGCCUCAGGAAAGGGCCAGCGGUGCCAUAAAUACACUUGGAGCAUUUUGCAA